Pelodiscus sinensis (Chinese soft-shelled turtle) is the source of this 1197-nucleotide messenger RNA. RefSeq names its product lymphotactin. The record is from RefSeq and is a predicted model, not a curated record. Gene Ontology annotation, biological process: immune response. Gene Ontology annotation, cellular component: extracellular region. NCBI's taxonomy places the organism in Eukaryota, Metazoa, Chordata, Testudines, Trionychidae. Gene Ontology annotation, molecular function: chemokine activity.
CAUCAGCAAUGAAACUCCAAGCAAUGGGCAUCCUGGUCAUUUUCUGGCUUGGCGUCUUUACUAUCAGCACCGUGAGAGGAAGUGUUGCAAGCCAAAUCGCACCCAGAAGCUCCUGUAUAGACUUGUCAACGCAGCAGCUGGACAUCAGAGGACUUGAUAGAUAUGAGAAGCAUAACGUACCAGUAAAAGCUGUGAUGUUCAUCACCAAAGAAGGCAUCAAGAUCUGUGUUCAGCCUGAUCUUAAAUGGGUGAAGGAUGCCAUAAGACACCUGGAUAAAAGACCUAUUCCCAGAAGGCCCAAACUCAAGCCCAAACCCAAGAACAAGAACAACAAGAACAAACCUAAACCUAAACCCAAGCCCACGUCCAAAGGCAAUUAACUAAAUGGCUCCACCAGCCAAAUCCUCGGCAGCUGACUGUAACCUCUUCUAGGUGUUAAUUGGAAAUAAAGUCUCUGAACUAACAUGGGCGUCUCAAAAUCCAUUCAACAUUAGGGCAGAGCUGACUGAGAAUCAUUCCAUUUUGUAUCUGGACUUUUUGGCACUGUUUUCAGCUUUACUUUUAAAAUGUUCAUUAUUAUUUAUUACUGUGGGUAUGUUACACCUAUAUGUCCUGUUUAAUUAUGUAAAAAUAUAAUGAUGUGGGUGAAACUAUUUCAUAGAGGCUUUGAUCAACCUGUGGAACUCACAGCUGAAGGAGGUUAGGGUCAGACACUGGGGCUGGACUUCAAAAUCAUCUGGAUAAUUUUUAUGAUAAUUAAUAACCAUAUAAGCUGUAAGUUAAAAUUCUCAUGCUCCAGGGUAAAUACUGCAUAACUGCAAGAUUCAGGAGGGAAUUAAUUAUAUGCCUGAUUCUCCCCCCCACUUGGCAACAAUGCAAAUUCACUGGAACAAGUCCUCUCCCAGUGUAAGUAAUUGUCGGUCUAGAAAAUAUAACGAUGCAGAUUUACACUAGCAGAGGAUCUAGCCCACUGACUUCUGUGAAGUUACUCCUUAUUUACAUUGAUUUGAGAUAGAUCUGAACUAGUUGCUUUAUUUUCCUUUGCAUGCCUCUGAAGCAAUAGUUCUCAGCCCUGGCUAGAAGCAGGAAACUGCACUUGAUGCUAAUCCUAUGUACCAAUCUCUUAUUCUAUAACUAGAAAAUUCAGUGUAAAUAUAAGUUACAUUUUACAUUUAUAAGUUACAUUAUAUGUUACAU